Molecule: messenger RNA, 2600 nt
Organism: Dendronephthya gigantea
Lineage: Eukaryota; Metazoa; Cnidaria; Anthozoa; Malacalcyonacea; Nephtheidae
Exons: 2
Coding region: 591-2165 (524 amino acids)
Molecular function (GO): protein binding
Source: RefSeq, a predicted model, not a curated record
UUGCCAAAAACUGACCGGGUUGAUGCAAACCCUCAACAACAACAUUAUCAACUCUGUUCAACCAUUGUAAACACAGACUUAGCCCAUCUCGUCUGAGUUUAAAAGUUUGACUGGUUCAAUGGCUCGUCAACACGUUUCAAUACGAUGUAAAAAUGCUGAUGAUAUUUAAACGGAAAGAGCUUAAGUACCUGGCAUCAACCCAACAGUGGCUCUGUGCACGUUUUGUCAGUAACGAGAAGCUGUAUGUUUAUAAUGGCGAAGUAUUUCAAAUAAGAAACGAAUAAAAAAAGGUUUGAGAAAUAUCGCAAUUUCAACUCAACCAAAUACUAUUAAAAGGAUAGAAUUACAAACUGUCACAUUAUUAUUAUUAGUAUGGGUCAAGCGAGAGUCGAAUGUCGCAAAAUUCAAAGAAAUUCACUAUCUCGGAACUAAAGCUGUAUACUGAUGUAUAAUUAAACCCUCAAAUUGAGCGCUUCAACUGUGCUUUUCAAAGUGUCGAUUAGCCUCCAAAUCGACGGCCAAUUCAUCAUUUUACCCAAACUUUAUACUGUACUGGUUCAUAAAUGUGAGUAAAAUGCGAGGGUUUUGAAAUGGCCGCAUCGAGAUUUGCCUCGUACGAUACUGGUUACGAUGAUGAACGCUUUGAACAGAUUGUCAGCAAGACCUUGCACUGUAUCAUUUGUACGAAUGUCAUCAAAGACCCAGUCAUGUGUCGCCAUAAUGAACAUGUAUUUUGUCGUGGUUGUAUCACCAGACAUCUCAUGUAUUCUCAGACAUGCCCGACAUGUAUAGAACCACUCACUGCCGAUACUCUGAAAGUGCCUCGUAACAUAGCGAACUUAAUUUCUGAACUUAAGAUCCGUUGUGAGUUAUUUGACCGUGGUUGUGAAAGAUUUAUUGAGUUGGGAGAUCUUGAAAAGCACGUUGCAGAGUGUGGGUUUGCUCCAGCAUUCUGCUCGAAUGAAGGUUGUGGACGGGAAGUCAACAAGCAAGAUUUACUUCAUCAUGAAACAGCUGUGUGUGAACUACGCGUAGUGAAAGGCGAUGAAAUGAAUAUCAUUAAAGUAAACUUGGCAUCGAUCAAUGAAAAAUUGGAAAGAAAUGAAGCGAAGGUCGCCGCUAUUGAGGAAAAUGUUUCAAAAGUUGAAAAGUUGGUUCAAGAACAACUAGAGAAGCAGGAAGAAAGCAAUCGUCGGCUGGAAGCGGACAAUGUUGAAGUGAAGAAAUGUUUGAAUGAAAUCACGAAGCAACUGAAGAAAGGAAUUCCAAAAGCUGAUGGAAUGGACAGAGAACCGAAAGUUGUUGUUGCUGGAGGCGAGGAGUCUGGAUCGGUGGAAAUGUUCAAUCUGGCGAGUGGGACCUGGACUCCACUACAGGCAAUGAGAGAGCAUCGCGAAGGAGCGACUUCAUUUGUGCACAACAAUCAGUUAUUCAUCCUGGGGGGUUGGAGAAAGACAUCUUUGGAGAAGUUAUCAUUGGACGAUGCUCAAAUUGACCAGUCCACAGCCAAGUGGGAAAUCGUUCCUGCCGAGUUACCUGGAUCAUUGUAUAGGCACUGCAGUGUUCUAUAUCUUGGAAGGUUGCUCGUGAUUGGUGGAUUUCAUAGAGUUACAUAUGAAUCUUCUGACAGAAUUACUGAGAUUUCUCUCGCUGCACCUUACACCAUUAAAGUGUUGUCGACCAUGCCACAAGGGAGAUAUCUUCAUGGUGCUGCCCUGUUUGGUGACAAGAUCCUGAUUGUUGGAGGAAGGGAGAACAUUUCCCAUAAAUCGAUUCCCAGAAAUGUUCUUAUGUGUGACAUCAUAAAAAAUGAAUGUCAGGAGUUGGCUCCCCUCCCCUACCCCGUGAGUCAAAUGGCCACAGUCAAGUGGAGUGAAGAUAACGUCAUCAUAAUGGGUGGUGUCGACAGUAACCACAAAGCAUUAAGCACAGUUUUAAUUUACAACAUCAAGACCCAGAAGAGUCACAUGCUUCCUGACAUGAAGUACAAGAGGAAAGGAUGUGUGGCUGCAGUUGUCAGAGACACCGUGAUCGUGAUGGGAGGCCAGGAUGAAAGAGGAAAUGCCUUAAAGUCUGUGGAAAGUUUUAGAUUUGACAGAUACAGCUGGGAAGAACUUCCAGAAAUGCACGAGGCAAGAUACGAGGCCACCGCAGCUGUUUGGUAAAAAACUGAAUUUUACCACGAGUACAGACGGAAUUUCGAAGAGUGAUUUUAGUAAAUAAACUCUUAUAUUAGAAUUAGGCAACAAAUGAACACAAAUUAGGCUCAGGUUGAACACAACAUUGGGUUAGGAUUAACAUGAAGUCGACUAAAGGUAUAAUUGUAAGGUUUAAUACCGAUUUGUACCUAAAAAAUAACCUCAUGCAACGGCUACUUUUUUGCUAGUGGUGUGUGAUUUUGAUAGAAAAUACAACAAAGAACUCGACGUCUUGGGGAAAGUCAAAGCCUGUUUACUGUAGAAGAAGUGAUAGUUAAAAUUUCGGGGUUUUUGUUAGUUAUCAGGAACUUUUUAAACGUCGAUUUAACGACACUCGCCAAACAAAUGAAGAAUAAUAUUCUUGUAUACGUUUGCAUGGUGACAUCAAAUAAGUAAAUUAGC